This is a messenger RNA of Saccostrea echinata, 3325 nucleotides long. RefSeq names its product leucine zipper putative tumor suppressor 2 homolog. The record is from RefSeq and is a predicted model, not a curated record. The transcript has 4 exons. The coding region runs from base 180 to 2165 and encodes 661 amino acids. Lineage: Eukaryota; Metazoa; Mollusca; Bivalvia; Ostreida; Ostreidae.
CUCAGGCUUUCCCACCGCUGCACUAGCUGCAGUUUUGUCAUGGAAACAAAUUACUGCUAUAAUUACAAAUGCAGGCUGGGUAAAAAUUCAGUAAUAACUUUCGAAGAUUGCUGAGGCGAGGUUGUUUUUGCUAGGAUGCAAAGUGCUAAAAGCUUUUCGCUUUCGAAGCUGCGGAAUAAAUGGUUGCCAUGACGAAUCGUAGCUACUCCAGCUCAGAUCUGGGUGUGUCAGAUAGAGACUUCUCCCCUCGUCUACAUCACCUUUAUUCCCCGCUCUCAAACUACUCCAAUAUUUCCCAUGAUGCCUCAUACUCUGGAAGUCACAAUGGUGGGUUCCAUGAUCUCCCAGUCUCGGAGCACGAAUUCGCCUCACCGCGACACGAUGUCAGUUCUGUAGGACAACAGGAUCAUAAAUCUAGUGACUAUGAUGACUAUUCUCACAUUCACUUUCCAAGUAGAAAAGCAAGGGGUAGUGCUCCAGAUCCCCCUCUCAGGACAAGUAGUGUGAUGUCCUUCAACUCUGACUACAUGCAAAGGUCAUACCCUUGCAACAACCAACAGUAUUACAGCCAUCGCAGCAAUAGUAAUCAACACAAUUAUAGCCAAACCAGAAGGAAAACAUGGACUCCUUCUCAAAUAAAGAAAGAAAUGACAGGAGGACAUCAAGUGAAUCUGACCAAUGGUCAUCUGGUGCCUGAAGGUCAUGAGGUCAGGAGGUCAGAGGACAAUGAGGUUGGACCCCCAAAGCUGGCCCCUUUCAGUGGAAUGCUAUCAAAAUCUCCUGCAAAGGGCAUAAUUCGACCAAUCGCCUUCAAGCCAGUGGUCAUUUCCAAUCACAACUAUGUAAAUACUCGUCACUUUGACCCAAAGACUCCACAACAGGACGAUGGCUAUUAUGGGUCACAGGACUACCCGAUGACCAAUCAGAAUGUAGCAGACAUGUCACAUGGAUCUGUGCAUUUUGACAGUGAUAGGUCGACAAAUUACUCUAGUGAUAGUCAAAAACUGUACACGCCUGAGAGACCUGAAUCCACCCGUUCAUCCUGUAUUAGUCAUGCUUCAUCACUAAGGAUGGAGGGGUAUAUACAAACCCCCUCACCAAGUGAUUCGGGGGUGGGCGAACUUGAAGCCAUGCUGAAAGAAAAAGAUGCUGAGAUCAAUACACUAAGAGAUGUCAUGGAUAAAAAUGAACGUGCCAUAUUCCAGGUCUAUGAAGAGAAAAAGAAUUCAUGGAGUCAGGAAAUAAAAGAGGUGAGGGAUGAAUAUGAGAAGAAAUUAAAACUAGAACAAAGGAAAGCCUACAAAACGGAACAAACUCUUUCUCUUCAAGUUUACAAAUUACAGCAGGAGAAAAAGACACUGACUGAGAAACUGGAAGAAAUGCAUGUACAAUACAAAAAACUACAGCAAAAAUGUGACUCUUACGAAAAAGAGAAUGACAGUUUACGAUCGGAGGUGGUCAAUGUUUCGCUGCAAGGGGACAGAACUGCUGAAGACAUGGAAGAUCUUCAGCACCAGGUGGAAAUUCUCAACCAAAGUCUGUCGGAAAAAUCCAUAGAAAUUUCUGAGCUGGAGUCAAAAUUAUGUAGAAUUGAGUCAGAAAAUCAAAAGAAAGACCACGAAUUAAGUGAACGGUUUAGAGAAAUAGUGGCCAAAACAGACGAAUUGAAAUCCUUACGUGCUAACCUCCGUCGUGUGUCCAAUAAUAAUGUGAUGGAUAUACUCGAUUGUAGCUUUAAUCAAAGUGGGGAGGAGUUCUCUGCCCCUGAUUUGAGUGAGAGGACCUCUCCAUUGACUAGCAGUAGGCUGACCUCCCCAGUGAAUCAAAGACUACCAAACGCAUCCCCCCUUAAUCUCAGCAACAAAUCAACGUCUUCUCUGAGCAGUGAAUCAGACAAGGACAAGACAAUUUCACAUCUCCAGAAAGAACUGGAGGAAUUAAAGGAGGGUCUAAUGGGGAAAAACGAGUUGUUUGAGAAAGAAAAAGAACAAUGGUUAGAUGAGAAAAAUAAAGUGAUUCGUUAUCAAAAACAACUGCAGCUGAACUAUGUGCAAAUGUACAAUAAGAACAAAAUGCUUGAAGCUGAAGUGGAGCAACUGACUUUGGAGCUCGAAAGUCGCGACAUGAAACUCAUGGCAAUAAAUGGGGAGGACUCAAUGUGUUAACAACUUCACUGUGGGAAAUUCUAUAGUUGUUUGCAAGUGUGCAACUGACUUGUGAAAUCUGACUGUUUCGUAGAAGCUUCACUCAGAGGAGGAAAAAAAAAUGUGUUCUUUUGUAUUGUGCUAGCGUAUUAUUUGGGACUGUUGUGUUAUUGAACAUUACAGUACCAUGGUGUCUAAAAAAAAUCAAUUGCAUUAGACCAUAUUUUGUGAUAGGAUAAUGUUCUUGAAGUGUGCAUCAAUUUUUCUGCAGACGGAAUUGAGUCAUACUGAUUUUGGAAUCCUUCCAAAAUGUCAAGAGAUUAUGAGAAAAGCUAUCUUUAAUUAAUGUUUGCCAGCUUCUUUCAAAGUGGUGCUGACAAUUUUCUUUUUAGCUAUUUAUGUCACAAUGAAAUACAUACAUAUUUUCUACAAACCUGUGGUUUGGGUAAAAAAAAUGGAGUGAAAUCCUUGAUCAUUUAGAUGAAAAGCUCAAGGCUGAUUUUUACCAAAAAAAGAUUUGGUAAAGUGAUAUAUGGUUAUUUAAUUCAAAAGUUAGAUAUGACUCAACUAUACACAGGAGAAAAUGUGCCAAAAAGAGUUUAAUAAACAAACAAAAGAAAUCCAUCUAUUUUGUCUUAACAAAGACAUCAAUUGCAUAAGACAGUCUCUUUUCUUUUAAAUCCCAUGUUUUUAGUAACGCAAAAUACUGACAAUUAAGUAAGAGUUAUAAUUAGAUACGUGCUGAUGUAAGACAUAAAAAAACUUUAUUUACAUAUGUCUAAUGGAAAGGUAAAAUCUUUUUUGGAAUAUUUGUCCAAAAAAGAAGGAUGAGACUGGUUUUUCCUAAUCAAAAUAAUAAAUUGAAGUCAUGCAUUAGUUAUACAAAUUUAACCAAACAUUACCCUUUCCUCUACAAUGGAGUGCCUAUAGAGGGUAUAUAUUUUCUUGAUAACAAUAUUUUUGCAGAUGUAUCAAGAUAUGUUUGAUCUACAAAGAGAUACAUUUUUUUAUGAACAUGUGUACUCCAUGUAAUUUUGAUUUGAGAUGACUGUAUAUGCUAAUUAAAAUGUAUUUGGAGGCAUCUCCAAAACCACAAGUAAAGGAGGUCUACUUUCUAGUCAUUUAUUUCUUUGUUGUUACAUGUACAGAAAUACUGUCAUAUUAAAGCAAAAGUUAAUAUA